Messenger RNA from Saccostrea echinata, 3950 nucleotides. RefSeq names its product choline transporter-like protein 2. Gene Ontology annotation, cellular component: membrane. Gene Ontology annotation, molecular function: transmembrane transporter activity. The record is from RefSeq and is a predicted model, not a curated record. Gene Ontology annotation, biological process: transmembrane transport. Bases 157 to 2412 code for a protein of 751 amino acids. NCBI's taxonomy places the organism in Eukaryota, Metazoa, Mollusca, Bivalvia, Ostreida, Ostreidae. The transcript has 23 exons.
GUUUUAUAUAUUUAGCUGCUGAAUCAGUUGGAAGUGUGUUAGUCUCAAUGGAUGAAUCGAAAAAUGUGUCAUAAUGCACGCAUGAGAAACUUGAUCUAGCUUUCUGAGUGCAAGUUCACUUAAGAUAUAGUGUAACUAAAUUGUGACUUUAGUUUUAUGGAGUCUAAAGAAAUUGAGCUUGAGGUCAAUAAUGGUGACUCCCCACCACCAGGAGAUCCACCCCCAGAGAGAAAGGAGGGGGAGGAGGAGGAGGAGUUUGACUUUGCAGAAGCUGUUUAUGAUGAGGAAAAAUAUGGUAAACCACUGACAUAUGAAAAGAAUCCAGGUCCAAUUAAAAACAGAUCCUGUACAGACAUAAUAUGUUGCCUGUUGUUUGUGAUCUUUAUUGUGGGACUAGUAGUUGUGGCUUACUUCGCAUUCAAGUAUGGUGACCCUCGUCUCUUGGUUUAUCCAGUGAAUUCCAACAAUGAGAUCUGUGGAUAUGGCAAACAAACGGGUAAGCCAAACCUGCUGUUUUUUGACCUGAUAGCCUGUGGUCGCAUGGGAGCAGGUGUGUUUGUGAAAGGAUGUCCAACCCCUCAGAUUUGUGUAGCAGCAUGUCCAACAGAGAAUGACUUAAUAACACCAGGCAUUAAUACAAAAUCUGACUUAAAGUACUGCAAAGAUGAUGUUGAUCUUACAACAACCUCAAAGGAUGUUGCUACAUUGCUGUCUGAUGAGGACUGUGCCCGAUACUGGUUCAAGAGCAAGCCAUUAAUAAAUAGAUGUGUCCCUUCUUUCCUGAUUGACGUUCUGGAGGAGGGUAAAAAUUUAGCAACAGAAAUUUCCAGUUCUAAUGCCAGUGCUAAAGAUGCACAAGGAAACACAUAUGACAGUACUGUCAUGGAGGCUGGGCUGAAUGUGUAUGGGGUAUUUCUUAAAGCCAAAGAAUAUGGAGAGAAGAUCAUAGAAGAUGUUGUCACAGCAUGGUGGAUGAUACUCAUAGGCCUCCUCCUGGCUAUGGUCUUCGCCUUUCUCUGGAUUAUCAUCAUGAGGUGGAUAGCUGGAUUCAUGGUCUGGUUCACAAUAUUUGCCUUCAUUGGAUUGUUUGGAUUCUCUGCUGCUUAUACAUUGUACCAGUACUAUGAACUGAAGGACUCAAAUCAAGAAUUCCACAUACAAUUCUCUGUCAUCCAGAUGACCAUGUCUAAACCUAAGCUUUUCUUGGCUUUUGGAAUAAUAUCUGGAGUUAUACUAAUUAUUUUACUCCUAAUCCUGUUAAUCCUGUGCUCAAGGAUUAGGAUUGCUAUCUCUCUCAUCAAGGAAGGCAGCAAAGCUGUAGGCACCAUGAUGUUUACUCUCAUCUGUCCCAUUUUCCCGUUUUUCCUACAGAUAAUAGUCGUGGGGUUCUGGCUGACAGUAGCAGUAUUUUUAGCAUCCACUGGAAGGAAUCAGUCAUUUGAAUUUAACAACUCCUCGGAGUAUAAAGAUGCAAAUGGAAGCUAUGAUUAUGAUAAGAUAAAAAGAGCUACUGGACAGUUCAUCGGAGAGGCUUGCGAUAACAAUGACAGCCUCUCUGGUUCCGAAUUUUGUGCCUUUCUGAAAAAUCAAGAGGAAAAUUUUGUCCUUUACUCACAAAUCUUCAACCUUUUUAUGAUGUUCUGGUUGGUCAAUUUUGUCAUUGCUCUUGGUCAGAUGACUCUGGCUGGAGCCUUUGCAUCUUACUACUGGGCAUUUGAGAAACCUAAAGACAUUCCAGCAUUCCCCAUCCUCAGCUCACUGUGGAGGUGUUUCAGGUACCACUUGGGAUCUCUGGCGUUUGGCUCUCUGAUUAUAGCUAUUGUACAGAUGAUCAGGGUGGCGCUGGAGUACGUGGAUGCCAAACUUAAGGGGAAAGAGAACCCAGUGGCUAAAUUUUUUGUCAAAUGUCUCAAAUGCUGCUUUUGGUGCCUUGAAAAAUUCCUAAAAUUCCUGAACAAAAAUGCGUACAUUCUUAUUGCAGCUCAUGGUAAGAACUUCUGCACUUCAGCAAAGAAUGCUUUUAUGCUGAUCAUGAGAAAUAUUGUCAGGGUGGUGGUAAUUGACAAAGUGACAGAUUUCCUGUUGUUCGUCAGUAAACUGGUGGUCGUUGCCUUUGCAGCGGCCACUUCCUACUUUUUCUUUGAUGGCAGGAUCGAGUUCCUGGCUUCAUUCACUCCGUCCCUUAAUUUCUACGUAGUCCCUAUAGUGAUAGUUACACUGGGUUCCUAUGUGAUAGCCAGCUGUUUCUUCAGUGUGUAUGAAAUGGCUGUUGACACUCUCUUUCUCUGCUUCUUGGAGGACUUGGAGAGAAAUGACGGUUCCCCAGAAAAGCCUUACUACAUGAGCAAAGACCUACGUAAAAUCUUAGGGAAGAAAAAUGUGAUCUCACCCAGUGAGAAAAAAGAGUUCUAAAUCUGUGAUACUACUGAUGCACCCAAGCUGGUCUAGAAAUCCAACAUUCUCUAUGGCACAAAGAAAAUCUAUAUUUAUCUAUACUUGUUAUUCGUUAAUUGUUGAAUUUUUGUGAAGAAGUCUCCAUAUAUCAAUGUAUCUGGAUUUUUCUUUUUUUUUUUUUCUUUUUUUUUUUGAGAGUGUAUGAAUCAAUGUAGUGUGACAGUGUAAUGUAAUGAACACAGUAAUUUACACUUUUUCAAAUUCUUGAAAACUCAUUAUUUUAAAGUAAUAUAAAUAAUUUUUGUGAUAUUCUUGUCUUAUCAACCAUGUUAAAUAUGAUCAAUUCUUUAACAUAUAUUACAAUUUUAUUUUUUUUGUGACCUUGAUUGAAUCAGAAGUGCAUUUAAUACAUUAUAAUUUCAUUUCAAUACUAGUAACUUGAAGUACCAGAAACAAAAGACAUAAUUUAAAGCUUUAAGGUAACCAAAACAUGCCUGUGCCAUACACUCUAUACACGUACAAUGUAGAAACUAUCAGAGUUGUACAAGAUCCACGUGUGUCUUGUUGUUGUUGACAAUUAUUCGCCUUUGAAUCAUAAGCAAUGCAAUCAUAUUAGCAUAAUCUUAAAUGUAGCUGGCGCCUGUGUUAUAUAAAGGUCAGCUUUCAUGAUGAGAUGGAGAAAAUGUCAAUGACAUACAUGUAUUACUUAAUGUAUUGAUGAUUUUGUUUUCAGAUCUUUGAUAUAGUAUGCUUCAAGUAGUAACUUUUCAUACAUGUACGGUUCUAUGACAACUUCUUUUAACAUAAGGCAUUAGAUGCUUGAACUGAGGUUAUUUGCUUAAUUAGCAUGUGUUUCUUAAAAUCAUAGUAAGUAGAGAAAGUUAAGAAUUAGAAGACAUUAGCUAUGUCUUUUGGUAGCUUGGGAAUGGUUAUGAAAUGUUCAGUAAAUCUUGCCUUUAAGGAAUCUUGCCAAUAAUUUGUUUAGAUAUUUUAUAGCCAGAAAAACACUCAUAGCAUAAAAUGCAACUUACUAGUCUAUAUAAAGCCUUAUAGUAACAUUCCAAUGUUUUUCUUAAAAUCUUCAUAAAUAAGUUACAAGCACUGAUGUGUCAGUGAUACAAGUGAAAUAUGAGAAACUGUUAGGGAAAAAAAUUGAAAUAUUAUAUUUAAUACAUCAAUUGGUAAAGGAAUGUUAUUCAAGGUUAAAUGAUUAUAGUUUAAGCACUUUAUGUGUCACAGAUCAUACAUGCAGGCAUGUAUACAAAUUAAAAAAAGGUUACAUAAUACAUGUAUAAUAAUUUAAUUUGAAUACAUAAUUACAUUGUACUAUGAUUUAAAACACUUUGCAUUAUAAAGAAAAAUAUCAAUUAUGCUUAAUUGUCGGUAUAUAUAGUACUAUUACCAAUAUGUAUCAGUUUGCAUUGUUUUCUUAUGCUUAUUUCAAAGAAUGAUAUAAAUUUACCUGUUUUUUUUUCCCCAUUGUUUAAUUAAGGAAAGAACUUUAUGUUGUAUUGUCAGAAUCAGUAAUCCAGUAUUAAAUAAAUUUUCAGUCCCAA